Dioscorea cayenensis subsp. rotundata (Guinea yam) is the source of this 1983-nucleotide messenger RNA. RefSeq names its product tubulin-folding cofactor D-like. Gene Ontology annotation, molecular function: beta-tubulin binding; GTPase activator activity. The transcript has 8 exons. Gene Ontology annotation, biological process: tubulin complex assembly; microtubule cytoskeleton organization; post-chaperonin tubulin folding pathway. NCBI's taxonomy places the organism in Eukaryota, Viridiplantae, Streptophyta, Magnoliopsida, Dioscoreales, Dioscoreaceae. The record is from RefSeq and is a predicted model, not a curated record. Bases 1 to 1848 code for a protein of 615 amino acids.
AUGGUGCCAAACCAGACCUCGUCCAUGAGUUGGUGGACUCAAGAUAGUCAAGAGCGCCAGAAGCGCAAUGAGAAACAAAGAAUAUUGGCUGGUGUUGUUCCUGCAAUUGAAAAAGCUCGCCUUUAUAGGGGUAAGGGAGGAGAAAUCAUGCGUUCUGCUGUUUCAAGAUACAUUGAGUGUAUUUCUCGUUCCAAAGUUUCUUUGAUGGAGAAAACUAAAAAGAGCUUACUUGAUACUCUUUAUGAGAAUAUGAGACAUCCCAAUGCUCAGAUACAGUGUGCCGCUGUUGAUGCACUGAAGUAUUUUAUUCCGGCUUACCUUGACUCCGUGAUAGUUGGCAAUAAUAUAAUUUCCAAGUACCUGGCCCUCUUGGAUGAUUCUAAUGUUGCUGCACGAAGAGGUUCAGCAUUGGCUUUUGGUGUUUUACCUUAUGAAUUCCUGGCUUUGCGAUGGAAAGUUAUACUAGCUAAACUUUGUAGCUCUUGCCUGAUUCAGGAUAAACCUGAAGAUCCAGAUGUUGAAACACGCGUGAAUGCCAUUCAGGGGCUAGUAUCUGUUUGUGAAACAUUAACAAUAGGUUCUCCUGGUCCAUUUUUUGAAGAAGAGGCCUCUCUUUACUCACGGAUAAGGUGCGAUGUACUGGGAACUUCAUUUAAGGCUCUUGAUGACUACUCUGUUGACAACAGAGGUGAUGUGGGCUCUUGGGUACGAGAAGCUGCUAUGAAUGGCCUGGAGAGAUGUGCUUAUAUCCUCUGCAAGAGAGACUCCGUGAACUCCUUAAAGGCAAAUCAUGAUGAACAUCAAUCUGCGGUGCCUGAACCAUACUUGGUUACAGAAGAUCCAGUGUCCUCAAUGUUUGAUGCAGAUAUUGCUACCAACUUGGUUGGAGGCCUUGCAAAGCAAGCAGUUGAAAAACUUGAUAAACUGAGAGAAGUGUCUUGUAAGAUUCUCCAAAGGAUAUUGUACAAUCAAAGCUAUCUCAUCCCAUUCAUACCUCAUCGAGACGUAUUGGAGGAUAUUAUUCCCAACAAAACAGAUCUAAUGUGGGGGAUGCGCUCUGUUUCUUACCCACGAUUAGUUAAGCUGCUUCAGUUCAGCUGCUAUAGCAGGCAUGUUCUUUCUGGGCUUGUUGUCUCUGUAGGUGGACUGCAAGAAUCCUUGCAGAAGAUGGCAUUGUCUGCUUUGUUAGAGUAUGUUAAUGUUUUAGAAGCUGAUUCAAAUGAGAAGAGAAAUACUAGGGAGCAUUUGCUGAGCUGUGAUUUUCUUUGGAUUCUUCAACAGUAUCAGAAAUGUGAUAGGGUUAUAACACCCACUUUGAAGACAAUUGAGAUACUUCUAAGCAAAAAGGUGUUUCUGGAUAUGGAGGAUCACACUCAGAACUUCGGUGCUGCAGUUUUGGAUUCUCUACAAGUUGAAUUGAAAGGGUCCAAGGACUUCACCAAAUUAUGCUCAGGCCUGUCAAUUAUCGGAUACUAUGCUUCACUUCAAGAAUCAAUCAGCUCUCGAGCAUUCCUCCGGCUCCUAUCUUUCCUUACCCAUCGUUACCCGAAGAUUCGUAAAGCUGCUGCAGAUCAGGUUUACCUAGCACUGCUGCAGAACACAAACAUCAUCGGAGAUGACAAAAUGGACAUGGCACUUGAAGUUGUUUCGGAGACAUGUUGGGAUGGUGCUUUGGAGGAAGCAAAGCAGGGGAGAUUACGGCUCUCGGAUUUUGCUGGUUUGGAAUCUGAUUCUUCUAUUCUCAGAGCAACUACAAUUCAUGAAUCAACACAAGGAAAGGUUGAAAGAACAUCCGGAGUUGAUGAAAAUGAGACUUAUUCUUCAUUGGUUGGUGCAGCAGGAUUCUAACCAUCUUUGAUUUCAACAUUAUGUAUGAUUUAUUUGCUUGUGCUCACUGUUCAUAUCUUGUUACACUAGUGACAUGUAUUGUGUUAUAUCUUGUCAUGUUUUUUAUUUUGGCCCCUCAAAUAGGCACAUUGUUCA